AUGUUUGUUUUAUUCUUGAUUUAUUAAUGCUUUGCUCAAUUUAAUAUAUUAACCACAAUUGGAGGGAAAAAUAUUUCAAUAUAUGAAAAUUAAGUGCAGAAUCACUAAUUUAGUGUGCAAGAAUAGUAUUAAUGCCAUCCAUCGGAGUUGUUUGAGGAGGAUUAUAAAUAGGAUAGCAGAAUAUUUUAUAUUUAAAAUUUGCAUUCUAAUGCCUUAAACUUAAGCAUCAUACCUAUAUCACUUAAACCUCGAGAUAUGCAAUUAAUAAAUGUUACAAACUAAGUUGAGUAACAAGAAAUUACAAUUGAAGGAAGUUCAAUCUCAGAAUACAAAAUAUUUUAUGAAUGCUAUUAGGAUUGGGCUUAUGUUGAAUUACACGUGCGUUAUGGAAAGACAAUUCUAAAUUUUCGAUAUAUAAAGAUUUGUGAGGAGAGUCUCUAUUAUCACGAUUACCCUGAUUUGAUACUGGGAGUGAUGGCUUGCAUAUUAACGUAUAUAGGUGCAAUUUAUGGAUAGAAGAGAUUCAAAUUGAAGCAAGAAUAAGCAUAACAACAAAUUGAUGAAUUAGAAUCAAGUGAUUCAUUCUACAAAGCACGACAAAUUUACUCUCCUUAAUAUUCACAGCCAGAACAAGUAAUGAAAAUAGGAGAUUUUUAAACAACAUCCGGCUCUGCACAAAUAAUAGCAGCAAAGGGAAAAGAGACUAAUUUCAAGUUGAAAAUAGCAUUGUAUUUAUUUUUUGUGAUUGGAUACUUAACAGCGUUAAAUUUAUUAGAACAACUAUCUUUAUUGGAGAUCCCAAUUUAUGGGAUAUAUUUUAUUUGUGUUUAAAUAGCUAUGACAGAUCUAUUGAUUUUCAUCGUAUCAUCAUCUAUUUCUCCUUAUAUAAAACUACCGGUAUAUGGACGAGUAAAAUUGGUGAACUUAUUUACUUAUUUGCUUCAAUUUGUGUACACUUUCUUUUUAAUAAUGACAGACAAUUGGGUGUUGAGAAAUUUCAGUUCUGUUUGCUUGCUAUUUUAAUUAAUUAGAUUCAUGAAGUUUUAUAAUCUUCAACAAUUACUAUCAGUGUAUUGUUUUAUUUUUGGGAUGUCAUUCUUCAUUUAGUAUUAAUUUUAGAUUGAAUUCCCAAAGUUGUAUUUUCCAAACACUUUUUUUCUAGAGAAUCCAAAGUUGACAUGUUCAAGUACAAAUUUAUUGUAAUUAAUGUUCCCUUGUUCUUUAUUAACCUUAACAAGAUACUUUAGUAAAUAAACCAGAUCACAUACAAUACUAUUUAAAUUGGGAUAUUUAAGUUAUGUUAUUGGUUUAUGUCUGAGUUUGAAAUCAAAUGAGACUGAACUCUUGUAGACAUUGAUAGAUAAUCUAUUGCCAGCAAUUAUGAUCUUUAUAACAAUAAAUGUGUACAGUGUUGCAAAAAGAGAGAUGAAAUAAAUGUAUUCAGGAAUAGAGCCUGGAUUACAUAACAGAGCAAUUCAAUAGUAAUAUAGUUAUGAAUUAACAAUUGAUAAAUAUAAUAAAAAUUAGUGA
This is a messenger RNA of Paramecium tetraurelia, 1530 nucleotides long. RefSeq lists its product as uncharacterized. Gene Ontology annotation, molecular function: aspartic endopeptidase activity, intramembrane cleaving. Gene Ontology annotation, biological process: membrane protein proteolysis. Gene Ontology annotation, cellular component: cytoplasmic side of endoplasmic reticulum membrane; lumenal side of endoplasmic reticulum membrane; membrane. The transcript is spliced from 2 exons. NCBI's taxonomy places the organism in Eukaryota, Ciliophora, Oligohymenophorea, Peniculida, Parameciidae. The record is from RefSeq and is a predicted model, not a curated record.